AUCCGCUUGCAACAAGGAAGCGUCUCAGUAGCAAAAAGAAUGAUAUCGUCUUGAUAGCAAUCUGUACGUCAAGUGGAAGUGUCAGUGCUCGUAGGGGUGUCUUACCAAAAGCUGAAGUGGCGCAAGCGAAAAACCCAGCGUGAUUCGAAAAGAGGCGGGUAAACGUCGCAAGGUAGCCUUGUUCUUCUGCCUGCCAUUUCUCCAACAUGGGCCCUCCAACACCCUUAUACGAUAGCUUCACCCCCAAUGGGUCGCAGCAAUUCAACUCGAACGCUCAACGUAGAGUUAGCGAAACCGGGAAUCAGACUGGCGAAAUCGAACAAACAGUUACUCAGCUGCUAAGAACCACCAAGAAUCUUCUGGAGACUUUGACCAUGUGGUCGCAAGGUAGAGCUGGAGCCCAUCAUAUCCAUGAAAUAUACGGUUCACUUCGAGGACAGUUUCAAAACGCCAGUGACGCCUUCGAAGCCGAAGGAAUAAACAUGAGCGAUCUUCGAAAUGUUCCCAUCGACCUGUAUGACUGUGUCAACCGUGCCUUGCGGGAGGAACCGUCUACCUCGGUGUUGGAGCAGCAUUUGCCAAGCAUCCGAGAUAUCAUUGUACAUCUUCUUCAUGGGUUGAGAAGCAAACAAGCUCUGUUUCGUGAAAGAGGCCCUCUCUCGCGUCAAUCAAGUGGCUCUAGACGUGGCGGCCCGGCGUCACCUAGGAGAACCGAAGGCGACGGACCUAUGUCGACGCAAUCUUACCGACCCUCCGAAGCCAACGAACCUCCCGCACCAACAACACCUGGAUUUUCUCAGGAAAUACAACAACAUUCGCAAACCCAUUUCCUCCCUCCUUCACCGCCACCCCCACCACCGCUCCCUCCGCGACAGUCAUCAGUCCCGCGAUUGGAUCAGUGGCAACCACCACUAGCUGUGCCUAUGGGACCAGCUCCAGGUUCUGGCUUAGGACUUAUCAAUAUGCCAGUGCCAAACCCAACCCCUAGUUUGGCUGUUCCAGGGCAGGACAAUGGUUCUUUUGAAUACGAAAAUGGGUCGAGUGAAGCUGGCGUAAUACGAAAACAGCUUGAUAGUAAAUCCAGUCUUCGGUCCCGAUCUAUCGUCAGAAGAAGAAAAAGUCAGUUUCCACCACCAAAAGAUUCCCCAACGUUUGCAAAGGAACAGAUGAAUGCUAUAUCGGAAGAGCCAGAUGUUUCUGUAGCGCCAGAGGUAUCAUCGCCCAUGGAGAGCUCAACACAAGAAAGUCGAAUGGAGGCACCACCCAGUGCUGAUCCAGAAGUGGUGGAGCAAACCAAUGAAAAUGUUAACGCCGUGGAGGAAGUUCCUAGUGAACCAAAAUCCGCGAUCUUGCUUUUUUUGCAAGUCGGGAAGGAAGUAAAGAAAGUGACGUACGACGGAGAACUGACUAUUCCAGCCCUACAGUUGCUAUUCAUGGAUAAAUUUAAUUAUACGUCUGGACAACUAAACUUUCCACACAUCUAUAUCCGUGACUCUGCAGCUAACGUAUCCUAUCAACUGGAGGAUGUUUCUGAAGUUCAGAACAAGUCGCUGUUAACGCUGAACUUGGAUGCUGCUGAAGACAGCCGCAUUGUAGAUCUUCAGUCACAGAUUGUGAACGGGUUCGAGGCUGUCAAUACCGAUAUGGCCCAGUUCCGUAGCGUCAUUGUUGAUACGCUGGAAGGCUUCCGUCAACAAAUGACGGAGGCGCAAAUAGCCAUGGAAUCACGAGAAAUCAUGUCACGUCAACAACCAUCCAGCGACCCUAGCAAGCCGGCAACAUCACCAAGCCAUGUCAUUGAUAUCAAACUCAUCAAUGAAAUCAAGACGGAACAACAAAACCUUCAUCAGCUCAAGAGAGAUUUAGCAGUUGUAAGACAGAUGCAUGGUGAAUUCCAAACCGAGUCUCGCGAUAUGCUGGAGAAAUUGAAGAGCGCUGUCAAGGAGCGAGAAGCCAUUCAACCUAUUGUCGUCACCGAUGGACCAAGCCGACGAUCGCAGGAUCAAGUCAAGGAACAGUUGCAUGUGUCCUCUUCUGCUAUUACUAGUCGUUUGGAAGAGCUUCAAGACGUUGUGGACGAAAUUAAGCUCGAUGUUACCCAGCGCAGAUGCCGGCCAUCCAAAGCGCAACUUACCCAUUGUUCAGAAGAAGCGGACGCUCUUGAUAAGGAAAUUAAGGAACUUUCCAAGCUCAUUACAUCGGCGAAACCGGUAUGGAAGAAGACUUGGGAAGAGGAGCUGCAAACCAUAUUGAAGGAACAGCAAUUUAUCAAAGACCAAGAGUCCCUUGUUGUUGAUUUGGAGGAAGACCAUGCGACAUUAAUGGAAGUGUUCAGACAACUUCAAAAGAUCAAUGACAUUCAAGCAUCUGCUGGUCCCACCAAGCGAGAAUUCAAUGUAGCGCCUGUUCCGGAAGGAUUCGAAGGAAUGAGUAGUGUCAUGAAGGAAGUCAGCCUGAUCGAUGUGGAUUCAAGUCGUCGUCUGCGGGCACUGAAUCAAGCGGAAAAGAUGAGACAGCGAGAACUGGACAAUCGCAUUGAUGAAUUCGAACAUGAGUUGACAUCGUUUGUGGAUUCCAAAAAGUUGAAAAAGACCGGUGGUGCCGAGGAAGCAGAAAGAGAACGUCAACGAAAGGAUCAAUUAAUGCUCAAGCGACUUUACAGUAAUAGCAGUAACAGCGGCGGCGACACUGAGCGCCUGGAUGAACUGUAAAAAUGCUGCUCACGACAGCCCCCAUUUUUUCGAAAAAAGAACUCUCUAUUAUGUAGUGCGCUCUAGGCAAAUUAUACAGUAUAAUACAAAAAGCCACCUCU
This is a messenger RNA of Umbelopsis ramanniana AG, 2812 nucleotides long. RefSeq lists its product as uncharacterized. NCBI's taxonomy places the organism in Eukaryota, Fungi, Mucoromycota, Umbelopsidomycetes, Umbelopsidales, Umbelopsidaceae. The record is from RefSeq and is a predicted model, not a curated record. Gene Ontology annotation, biological process: establishment of cell polarity. Gene Ontology annotation, molecular function: cytoskeletal regulatory protein binding. Gene Ontology annotation, cellular component: cell tip; cytoplasm. The transcript has 5 exons. The coding region runs from base 207 to 2711 and encodes 834 amino acids.